AUGGCUCACCCAUCGUUCAAAGAGCGAAUGAAGACUCUUACAACUAUGGCUGAAUCGAAGGUUAAGGCGGCCGCGAAAGGACCAAUCAAUAGGAAUCUCAAAGAUUCUAAACUUUGGUCUCUUAUUUGUCUCGCUCGAGAAGUUAGUGUGGAUACUGAAGGUAUCCAGGACUAUGGCCAACUUGUUUCUGAUAAAAAAAGCCUUGAACAUGAGGUCAGCGAGAAGUCGACAGAAAUUGCACGCCUAAAAGAAGAGCUGGCACAUUGCAAAGACAUGGCGUCAACGGAAAAGUCUUUUUUAAUGCGAGAGUUUGGCGAACAGUACAAAAAAUUCUCUGAAAGAACGGACACAUUGGAAAUUAAUCGGGGAAGAGUGGAACAAUUGGAGACAGAGCUUGAAACGAUGAAGGACAGGAACAAGUCACAACGGGAUAAGCUGGUGUCGAUGGAUAGAAACGCUAAAGCAACGCAAUCUGAGUUCACUCAGCUCGAAAAGGACAUGGUUAGAACACAAAGAGAUUGCACGAUACAUCGGUCCGAGUUGCAGGCUGCACAAGAGAAAUGCGCUGACUUGGAGGCGAGGCUCAGAACGGACCUGGGCCACGAUGCCUUCCACGAUAUCGACGUGACUCGAGUUGAGAAACUCCGAGAUAGUCUUAAGUCUCUGGCAAGAGAAUCCUACGCUAUUCUCAAGGAAUUCAUGUCUGACGCAGAACAAGCAAUGACUCAUGCGACACCCCUGCAAAACUUACAAGGACGCUUUCCUUUGCUCCCUUUGCCAACGGGGCUUACCAAAGAGGCAGUGCUGAUGCGUCGUGCUGCUGGACAGGCGGUCAUUUGUGAAGCUUUAAUGGCACAUAUUUUUCGCCCUUUCUACAUCUCAGAUGAUUUGAAAGAGUCUGCAUAUCAGAUGCUUGAGUUCUUUUCCGAAGACAAAGAACAACAACAAAUAUACCGCCACCAGGUCCUCAGAAUAAUAGAGGAUGAGGAAACGGAGCCAACUGUGGAGCCAGUUAUGAAUGCCGGCAGUGCUAUCUUUAUGGCACUGGACCGGUUGGUACCGUCUGCACGGUUGGAGGAGUUCCGUCACAAAAUAGAGAGGUUUUUGAAUCGAGCAGCCCAGAUGUGGGUUAUCGAAGCUCAGCACGCCAGUGAUCUUAUUGAGGUCAUGACACCCGGAACGCAAAAUGAGCCGCCAGAGACUUGUCAGGAAUACGGAGUACGAAAUGUAAGCAACGCCGGAACUUCAAAUCAUGAUGUAGCGGCUACGCUAUUCCCACGAAUCGCUGUCCGGGGACAAACGCUACACGUUGGACAAGUUGUCUGGUCUGACUCACCAGCCGCUCUGAUUGCCAAAGAUCAGAUCCCGAGUACAACGUUGGGCCGUGCUGCUACGGUGCGAAGGAAUGGCCGACGUAAUUCUGUAGCGGCACGCCCAGCUGCUUAA
Messenger RNA from Pochonia chlamydosporia 170, 1446 nucleotides. RefSeq lists its product as hypothetical. Bases 1 to 1446 code for a protein of 481 amino acids. The transcript is spliced from 3 exons. NCBI's taxonomy places the organism in Eukaryota, Fungi, Ascomycota, Sordariomycetes, Hypocreales, Clavicipitaceae. The record is from RefSeq and is a predicted model, not a curated record.